AAUGAAUACUCUUUUCAGGUACAACAGAAGAACUUUCGCUAGUCUAUAUAACUACACCAGCGCCAGCAAUCCUCGCGUAUUCUUAGAGGUUAGCAAGGGAGAGACCAGUUUGGGAAAAAUGGUCUUCGAGUUAUACAAAAAUCAUGUACCAAAGACAACUGCUAAUUUUAAGGCUAUUGCAACUGGAAAGAACGAAGAUGGACUCUCCUACGUAGGAGCCCCAUUCCAUAGAGUUACCAAAGGCUUCAUGGCUGAGGGAGGAGAUAUUCUCAACCAAGACGGUACUGGAAGCACCUCAAUUUAUGGAGAGAGAUUCGAAGAUGAGGAUUUGUCUCUCAGACAUUAUAAAAGAGGCCAACUUACCAUGCUCAAUAGCGGAGAAAACUCAAAUGGUUCCCAAUUUUCCAUCACUUUUAAUAAAGCUAACUGGUUGGAUGGAUACCAUGUAGUCUUCGGAGAACUUGUAGAAGGAGAAGAUGUCCUAUCUCAAAUCGAAGAAGCAGGUAGCAGAUCUGGAGAGACUGAAGAUAAAAUCCACAUUUCAGCAUCAGGCUCAGCAUAA
Moneuplotes crassus is the source of this 562-nucleotide messenger RNA. The record is from the annotation of a GenBank genome assembly. NCBI's taxonomy places the organism in Eukaryota, Ciliophora, Spirotrichea, Euplotida, Euplotidae.